Cottoperca gobio is the source of this 998-nucleotide messenger RNA. It is a transcript of the gene psmg3, whose product is annotated as proteasome (prosome, macropain) assembly chaperone 3. NCBI's taxonomy places the organism in Eukaryota, Metazoa, Chordata, Actinopteri, Perciformes, Bovichtidae. The coding region runs from base 158 to 529 and encodes 123 amino acids. The record is from RefSeq and is a predicted model, not a curated record. The transcript has 3 exons. Gene Ontology annotation, biological process: proteasome assembly.
CCGACGUCAUUACGCAAAAUACUUUACGCUUAACUAAACGGCGCACGUUUGUUUUUGGUGAAUUACAGAGCGCUCCUGAAGUUACUGUGAGGUGAAGUGUCUCAAUUCAGAAGAAGCUUUACUUUCCGCACAGACGAAACAAAGAGGAAUAACCAAAAUGUCUUCCACUCAGCCAGUCAUCAAAUCGAAACAGACAGAAAAAGAAGUGAAUGGCAUUUCAACGCAGGUCGUCUGUACAGAGUUCAGCAAUUACAUAUUAGUAGUUCUCACUCAGUACGGAAAAAUGGGGACGUUGAUAUCCGUCACACCGGACUCCAAAUCUAACGACAUCAGCAACCCAAUGUUAUCCACCAAAGUACUGCUGGGCAAAGACGAGCCACUGACGCAUGUCUGUGCCAAAAACCUGGCCACUUUUGUAUCGCAAGAAGCCGGCAACAGGCCUGUUUUGCUGGGCCUGGCCCUCAAGGAUUCCUCCAUAGAUGCAAUUAAACAAAUGAAAGAGAUCAUCAAAAGUUGUCAAGUCUGGUAGGAAGUCAACAUAACGGACAUGAAGCAUGAAAUCUGGGUGGAAGACAGACGAUCAUCUUCUGGACGCAACCGAUGUCUCAUUUUUCUUCUGUGUCUUCUUAAACUGAAAGGAUUUACUGAAAGCCAAUCUGUGAUUUAAAAACAAACACUCGUGCUCUGAGACAGAAAUCCAAUUUCACUGACUCUGAUCUGUUUGAUUCGUUGAGACAGUGAAGAAUGUGUUUUAGAAAACAUAGUUUAGAGUUUAUCUGGUUGUGAAAUAAGGAUAUUCUGCAGCCUCUGCUUUCAAAGACGGGAAAGUUAUAGUUUGUAAAAUAACAACCAAUAGCUCCAGUUUCAUCCCUAUGGAAUAUGUAUUGACUUUUGUUUGUUUUGAAUUUGUUAUACUUUAUACUGUUUGUUAUAUUUUGUAUUUUCGAAUGCAAAUAUAAAAAUAAAAGCAUGAAUAAUAAAACAGGUCACUUCUAAAA